Messenger RNA from Salvia splendens (bonfire salvia), 1112 nucleotides. RefSeq names its product kirola. The record is from RefSeq and is a predicted model, not a curated record. The transcript is spliced from 4 exons. Lineage: Eukaryota; Viridiplantae; Streptophyta; Magnoliopsida; Lamiales; Lamiaceae. Bases 527 to 985 code for a protein of 152 amino acids. Gene Ontology annotation, biological process: defense response.
GGUUGAGCGGCGACGAGCAUUUGGUGGUGUUAAGCAAGACUAUCUCCGCGAGUUAAGAUCAGAGCGGGAAAUUCAAGUUAAGGAAAUUAAGCGAACGAGGUGGGCUUUCCUAUCCUACAUAUAAUUGUGGGCUUUCUAUUUACGGUUGAGCAGUAAUGACGGCGAGCGGUGUUGAGCACAAGUGAUGAAGAACCUUCGAUAGAAUAGUACUUGGAUGCGCCGUGUCUCCAUACACGUUGUCAUCUGAUCUUGACUCUUCCGCUGCAAUGUAAAAGUCGAGAUUUUAUUCUCUUGUAUCAUGCACUCUGAUAUAUUAUUCGAGUUAUUCAGUUCAAGUUCAGUUGUGCCACAGUCUUCCCCUUUCUUCUCGAUUCUUUGAUCCUCCCCUGGUCGCGAUCAACCGGGCUUUCUAUCCUUAGAAAGUGCGGUCGUGACAUAUUCGCCUAUAUAAAGUGAAGAUUUGGGGCUAUUCUUUACAUAUACAUUGGAAAAGACAAUUUAAUAAGAUAAGAUAGAUAAUUGGGAGAUGGGUUUACACGGAAAAUUGGUUGCAGCAAUAGAAUCCAAAGCUGGUGGUGAUGUGGUCCAUGACUUCUUCAGACACACACCACAUGAUGUUCCCACAGCCACCCAAUAUGUGCAUGGCUGUGAUUUGAUUGAGGGUGAAUUUGGCCAUGCUGGUUCAAUCAUUUGCUGGACUUAUACCCAUGAUGGGAAACAGAGGAAAGCAAAAGAGCUAGUAGAGACCGUUGAUGAAGAGAAGAAAUUGAUUGUGUUGAAGGUGCUUGAAGGAGACUUGUUGGAGCUUUACAAGAACUUCGUCAUUACAUUCCAUGUAGAGAAAAAGGGUGAUGAUAUUGAUUUGGUGACGUGGACUUUAGAGUAUGAGAUGCUUAACGAAGAUGUGGAGCAUCCCCUUACAUUGCUCUCCUACUUCAUCGACAUCACCAAAGACAUGGAGUCUCGUCUCGUUGCCAAAUCUUGAAUUGUCCAAACUCUUGAAGGAGGUGUCACUAUCGUGUACUAGUUGCUUCUCAUGUGUAAUAGUUCUAGACUUUGUUGCUAUGACUGUAUGUUUGUGUCUAUGUUCAAUAAUGUGGCGUGACCUUAUU